Messenger RNA from Penicillium cinerascens, 1191 nucleotides. RefSeq names its product bestrophin family protein. The coding region runs from base 1 to 1191 and encodes 396 amino acids. The transcript is spliced from 4 exons. NCBI's taxonomy places the organism in Eukaryota, Fungi, Ascomycota, Eurotiomycetes, Eurotiales, Aspergillaceae. Gene Ontology annotation, molecular function: chloride channel activity. The record is from RefSeq and is a predicted model, not a curated record.
AUGCCGCUGAACUUCAGCGAGCCGCCGACCCCGACUCUGAGUCGCCAAAACACCUCUUUGGUCGGGAAUCACCACCAGCGACGAACCACACACCCUCACCUGCUGUCAUCACGUCGAAAGCCAAGAAGAUGGCCACUGGUAUUUCGCUUCAUCAAGGGAGCAAUCCACGUGGAGAUAUUGCUACCCGUGUUUCUGCAUGCCGUGUUUACGGCCUUUGUCGUAUACCUCGACACUUAUGCCUUUGAUACCGUCGGAAUACCCUCUAGCAUCAUCCCAUCACUAUCCAUCGUCGUAGGCUUGAUCCUCGUCUUCAGGAACCAGACCUCCUACAAUCGGUUCUGGGAUGGGCGCAAUGGCAUGAGCUCAAUGAACACUUGUGUUCGCAACUUAACACGCACAAUCCUUACCAACAGCUACAGCUCGACGCGCGGCCCGCCUACGCCAGCCGAGCGUGAAGAUAUCGAGCGCACUAUUCGGAUCAUGAUGGCCAUUCCGUACGCUGUCAAGAAUCACUUGCGCGCUGAAUGGGGUGCCGCCUGGGAAUUGGGUAGCGUGUUUGGAAAUGACUUGGGCGAGCGUGGCUCUGCGGCUUAUAAUCCCGACUAUGCGGGCCUACUCCCAGCCGGAUUGGAGGGACACGAGGACGAGGGACUUGGUCUGCCGUAUCAGUUAACUUUCUUCGUGGACGGGUUCAUCAAACGUGGCGAGGAUCGCGGCUGGUUUAAUGCGCCUGGUGCAAGCCAGAUGCAGGCGCAGCUCAAUGCUCUUCUGGAUGCGUAUGGCAGGAUGGAGACUAUCAAGUUGACACCCAUGCCAGUAGCUCAUCUAAUUCACCAGAAGCAGGUUCUCGCCUUGUUUGGAUGCGUUCUUCCAUUCGCUAUGGUCGACGAGAUGGGCUGGUGGGCUAUUCCCAUCGUCAGCCUGGUUAUCUUUACCCUCUACGGUAUUGAAGGCAUUGGCUCCCAACUGGAAGAUCCAUUUGGCUACGACCGGAAUGAUAUCAAAAUGGAUGCUCUUGUCGGCGAUUCUAAGAUGGAGAUCGAUACCGUUUUGACCGAGUGGCGCAAUCACUCCAAGGCAAUGGAUGGUUUCCGUGAAGGGCAGAUCCAUGGAGAUCGGUGUCAGGAGAAAAAGUACACCCCUCCUGAUCUGUUCCUCAAGCUCAGAACGAGACCGAGAACCUCGAAUUGA